Molecule: messenger RNA, 7237 nt
Organism: Tetranychus urticae (two-spotted spider mite)
Lineage: Eukaryota; Metazoa; Arthropoda; Arachnida; Trombidiformes; Tetranychidae
Molecular function (GO): protein binding
Source: RefSeq, a predicted model, not a curated record
GUUUAAUUUGAAGCUUUUUUCAAGCUUUUGAAUUUUUAUUCUCCUUUAAAUAUUUAAUGCAAGUUCAUUUCCAAUCAUAUUUCAGUUUCAAAGUUAGACAUGAUAAAGUGACAAAAUAGACUAAAGCCAUUUUUGGUAAGUUUAAUAAUCGACAAAUGGAAAUGCAGGUUACCAGUAAACAAAUCAGGUUGAACUUGAAUUUCACUUGUGAGUAUAACUCAACUAUGAAAUGCUAUUACUAAACAGUUUUACUGAAUUGUAUUACUGAUUUGUAUUACUUUAUUGUAUUGAAAUGGUUUACAUUUUGAUGAAGACUGAACAUAGAUGCAGAGAGUGUAAAUGAUGAAAGUAGUUUUUGUGUAUAGGGAAGAUGAAGAUGGAUGGUGAGUGAGAUGCGUAAGGCAAUGGGAUGAUGAUGAGGAAUAGAAGAAGAAGAAAAUAGAAUGUUGAAAAGAAUGUUGGAAGAAAGGCAGAAAUGAUACGGAUGAGGUAAAAAUGAUGUUCAUGAUGAGAAAGAGAAUGGAAUAGAGCACAAAAUAGAGAUUUUACUUUUUACCUUCUCAAAUUUAACAAGUGAAAAAUAUGACAUUUUUGAAUCAGCCGUUUAUGCUUAAAUAAUAGAUAUCUUUUAACAGUAAAUCAGUUGAACAAAAAUAAUGGAUAAACCUUUAACCUGUUCAACUGUUAAUCAACUAGGAUAAAUUUGUUAUAAUGUAACCAUUUUGUUUCAUGUAUAAAUAUCACUUGAUCAAGUAUGUAAACUAAUGGGAACAAUGUCAACCUUCAAUGUAUUUCAAUGUACCUUUUUUUAAUCUUAUAACCUUGUUGUCUAAUUUUUACCUUUAGGCCUUGUUGCCUUGUUUUUUUGCUGCUGACAGUUUUUACUGGUUUUUACAAUCAGUUAAUUAACAGUGUUAACCUUAAUUAGUUUAGUCAAUACGCAACUCUGUCUGUGUUUUUUCCCAGUAAUUUGUGCUUCUUUUAAAAAAUGAUGUCUCCAUAAAAUUGUUUCAACCAUUAAUCAUCAACGGAAAAAUGACUAAUGUUUUCAUUUAAGUGUCUCAUUUGUCUUCUUCUUGGUCUCUUCUGACACCACUUUUUAACCUUCUCUUUGUUCAAUCUGUUUUCACUUGUCAACAUUAUUGAUAAUUUACUCUGCCAAUUGUUGCACUCAUUUAAAUUGUGAUUAAAUGUAGUUAAUUGGCGAUGAAAGGUCCAAUUUGUGUCUACAUGUUUGUUAUUUAUCAACGAAAAUCAAUCGACUGAUGAAACAGCAAAACCAUUGCUUCCAAGUCUUAUCCUAUGUUUGGCGUUUCCUUUGGUUCAUCCGUUUCUUUCAUCAAGUUACAGUUAUUGUUACCUGAUAAACACUAGUUAUUAUCAUCACUAUUAAUACCAAUUAUAAUAUUAAUACCAACUUCAAAAGUUAAUCAUUACUGUGCGAUCAACUGAGAUUAUUGCUGUUUACCCUUUGACGUUUCUUUGUCCUGUUCAGUUGAUAUUUUUUGCUGUUAUAAAGACAAAAGGCCUGACAAGAUUGUGAUAAUAUCAUCCUAAUGAAUCUACUUUACCUGUUUCAAUGUUACUUUAUAUCUCUACCUUGUUAAGAAACACAAAGUGAUGGAAAUAAUUCGAUUGUGAACAUUAAUCAAUUUACCUUUUCUCACCUUUAAAGGGAUAAUCUGUAAAGGAUUAAAGACACCUUUAUUUAACUCCAUUUCUCUUGCAAUUCUUUUUGAUAUUUUUCUCUUGUUUUCACUUAUCAUCAUCUUUUUUUACACCUAAAUGAAGUCUACCAUUGCUACUUAUCGUCAUUACUUUUCUCAUAUUGAAAAUGAUAAAGAGCCAAGCUAUGAUGAAAAAGGGACAAAGAUUGGAUGAAGAGUCUAACAAGAUUGAAUUAAAAAACGAAGAAAUGAUGAGAAAAGUUUCCAGGAAUAACAAAGAUAAAAGGUAAAAGCAGCUGUUUACCGUAAUAGCAAGAGUAAUGGCGACGAUCAAGGAAAUCAAAAGAUGAUGGUGAACACAACUUUUAAUAUGAUUGCAUCCAAUCCAUUGACCACUGAUUGAUAAUCGACUAAUCAAUCAAUAAUCUAAAUCCCUUUUUUUAAUUUCAAUGGAAUCCAUAUCACUAUUUAUUUUAUAUCAAACUCAUUGACCGCUGUUUCUAGUUCAACUGUCCACUCUACCUCUACAGUUUGGAUAUUCAGUGAAAGUGUUAUGUGUUUGUGAUCCAAGUGUUAUUUAAAUAACGUUAUUACAUUAAUUAGUGUAAACUGUUUGUUUCAUUGUUCCUACUGGAUUGUUGAUCGACUGUGUCAAUUGUGAAAUUAUAUUUCAUCUUGUAUUUUUGCUUAAAACUAAUGCGCCUCUCAAUAUCUGCAAUAAUGAAGCAAUUAAUAGUUAUUUUGGUGAUUCUCUUGGCUUCAUAUGUUCAUCUAUUUCAAAUUUACUGUAUAUCUAUGGUAUCCAAUUCGGAUCCUCCAUGUUUCUUCAAUGAACUUUGCUCCUGUUCUAAGCCCGUCAACGACCUGGGCCAUGUUCAAUGUGUCAACGUUCCAUUAUCAGUAAUUCCCGAAGCAAUUAACCAAUCGUACGUCUACACUCUUUCCUUUCGAUCAAAUGGAUUACGUUACAUUGAACCUCGAUCAUUUUAUGGAACUGGAUUAAAAGGAAUUGAAAUCUCACACAAUUUAAUCAAUCGCCUUGAAACUGAUACCUUUGUAGGUCUUGAAACCUCAAUACGUGAACUCAACCUAAGAUCAAACCGAUUAACCUCAGUUCCAGGUCAAGCAUUAACUCGGCUGGUUCGCCUUCAAAUUUUAAACCUUUCGGGUAACCAUAUUCGUGAAAUCAAUACAGAUUCAGAUUUUCCCGUCAACCUUAAUGGAUCUCUUAAAGUGCUUUUACUAGCGUCUAAUGGACUAACUUCAAUUGGUCAAUAUGCAUUCCGUCAUGUUCGCUCUCUAGAGACUCUUGAUUUGUCCGGCAACAACAUUCAUUUCAUCAACCAAGCAGCAUUUGCAAUUCAACCUUCAACUUAUCCAUCUCAGUCGUCUCACCAUCAAUCAGGCUCAGGCUAUUCUAGAUUUCGAUCUCGUUCACAAAAAGAAUCUCUUGUUGCUUUAAAAUAUCUAAAUUUGGCUUAUAACCGUUUAAACAAGAUUCCCUUUGAUUUGUUAACCAAUCUAACCUUGUUAACAACUCUAAAUUUGGCCUCCAAUUUAAUAACAACAACCUAUGAACCAACAGUACCUCGUCGUCUUAUAUCAUUGGAUGUGCUUGAUCUAUCUGAUAAUCUUAUUGAGAUUUUGCCUGAAUCAGCUUUCCGUAAUUUCGAUAAAAUAAACAUCACCCGAUUAUCUCGAAAUCCCCUUUAUCGUAUUGAAAAAGGCGCCUUUUCCCAUUCCGUUAUGGUUCAUCUUCACCUUGACCAUUGUGAACUGGUUAACAUUUCCCGAGAAGCCUGGGCUGGUUUAGAGACUCAUCUAAGAACUCUCGAUCUUUCGGAUAACGCUCUUCGUGGAGAUGCUCGGACUGGUUCAUUGUUUGUCAAUGAUUCCUUUAACCGGCUUGAAGCAUUGAAAAUGUUCAACCUCAACGAUAAUGCUGAAUCAUAUCGACUAUCACCAUUGAGCUUAAUUCAAUCCCAAGAAUCUUUACAAACUUUGAAUCUUGGAGGUUUACCCAGUUUUCAACGUCUUCCCUUCAGUCCAAACAAAUAUGCAAUGCAAUUUGUAAACAUUCGAACCUUGACGCUGGCACGAACUCACAUUGAUAGAAGGUUAAUUAGUCAAGAUUUAUUGGGAUAUGGUGGUUACAAUUUAGAAGAACUAGAUUUUUCUUCAUCGUCAAUUGAAGAUAUUUCCUGGGAUGCAUUCAUGUUCUCACCAUCUCUUAAGCUUCUCAAUCUUUCAUCAAAUUACAUUCGUCGUCUUGAUACCCAAACAUUUAGACCUUUGGGCCGUUCUCUUGAGGUUCUUGAUCUUACCUCAGGUCUAUCAACAUCAACCCUUUCCUGUGAUAUAUUUAUCCAUACACUGGAAUCAUUGAGGUCACUUUACCUUGCUGACAACGGUCUAUCAGCACUUUCAUCACCUCACUGUUUCUCUGGUUUAAGAUCACUUAACCUGCUGUCUCUUGAAUACAACAAUUUAUCUCGUCUUCCAGCCUCACUUUUUCAUCCUCUCACCUCAAUUGUUCACCUUUUACUAUCCUUUAAUCGUCUCACCAUAAUUGAAUCGGAAACGUUUAAAAUGAUGGAUAAAUUAGUUUACCUUGAUCUUUCCUACAAUUCAAUUACAACCCUUCGAUCAGGUUCUUUCACCGAGUUAACUUUGAUUACUGAAAUCAACUUAGAAGGCAACAACAUUGAAACAAUUGAGAAAGAUUCAUUUGUUAUUCUACCUCGCCUGGCUCGACUCAAUUUAUCCUUUAAUCGUCUUAAGAAACUGUCUUUUGAUUGUUUCGAUCAAAUUGGUGCAAUGACAACCCUGACCCUUGAUUUACACGGCAAUUCAAUAGAUUUAUCAUCUACCUCAACAACAUCACUUACGCCUGAUAAAAGCUCCUUUUACCAGCGUUCACCUUACGAGCAACAUCACCAACCGCCAUAUCAUUACAAUCAACGAACAACUGCUAACUCGGUUGAAAUUGUCAACUUGAUUGGUAACAACAUCACCUCACUAAAUUCAUCUCACUUUGAAUCGAUUCGGAAUACAUUGACUCACCUACUCCUCGAUAACAACAAAUUAACUCGAUUAGGUUGGGAAACUGUUUCAGGCUAUCGGCGAUUACAAAAGCUAUCAAUUCGUUCCAAUGCUUUAUCAACCAUUGCUUCAGAUGCAUUCAAAGGUGAACCAAACCUACAAAUAGUUGAUCUCUCCUGGAACCGUUUAAUUGAACUUCCAUCCGAACUGUUUCAUGAUAAUAUUAACCUUCGGAUUCUCCAUCUAACAGGAAAUGAGUUGACUUUGUUACCUGAAAAUUUGCUUAAUCCAACUGUACAUCUUGAAAAGCUGGACAUUUCCUACAACAGAUUAACUCUUUUCCCUUCUAAAGCCUUAAAGCCAGUUUCGAGUUCACUUCGCAGUCUAAUCUUAACUGGUAAUCAACUUUGGUCUCUUCGUCGAGAAGAUUUUGAAGGAAUCUUGCCUCGUCUAUUAAACCUUGAUCUAUCGGGAAACCAUAUUAAACAAAUCCAGUCUUCAUGUUUAACUCCUUUAACAUCAUUGAUUUCAUUAAAUUUGGCUGAUAAUCCAUUGAAAUUGAUUCGUGAUAAUCUAUUGAAAACCCUUUCUGCAACCCUUGAAGAGUUGAACUUAUCCAACACUCGUCUAACCGAGUUACCAGAUUUAAGUUACAUGGAUUCACUAAUCAGCCUAAAUUUAUCGGUCAACAAGCUUUCUGGUUUAACCUUUACCAAUUAUACAUCACUAAUCAACCUAGAUUUAUCGCAAAAUGCAUUCACUUCGAUUCCAAAUAAUGUUUGGCAUUUUCUUCCAUCACUUCAAUCGUUAUCCAUCUCAUCCAAUCCAAUCUCAUUUCUUCACAAUGAUUCAUUUAUUGGUUUAAAAUCACUGGAAUCACUUGAGAUUGCAAAUUUAUCUCUCAAUUACAUUCAAUACGGUGUUUUACGGCCACUGUCAUCUCUUUCAUCCAUUAAAUUAUCAAACUAUCCGUCCAUCAAAUCAUUUACAUUGGCCCGACUAAUUGGACCUCUUGAUAGCCUACAAAGGUUAUCCAUUGUUGUAGUUAAUUCAUCCUAUUUACCUUCAAAUUUAAUCCGUUUACCAGGUUCAUCCAAUCAUCCGAUUCACCCUAUUGACCUGACAUCUUCCUUGCAAUCAACAACAUCAUUAUCAUCAUCACCAUCGUCACCUUUCCCAUCUAUAUUUUCAUCAUUUACCAAUGCUAAUCAAUUACCCAAAAAAUUGACCCAAGUGUCAAUUGAAGGUUCAUCUUUAAUCAAUUUGGAUGAUUCCAUCUUAUCAACACUCACAUCAACCCGAUUAACUUUAACAAUUGGCUCAACCAAUCUAUCAACAAUCCCUUUAUCAUUAUUUAAUUCCCUUGGACGAACCCGAACAAUUUAUCUUGAUGUUCGCAAUAAUGCUCUUCAACGGAUUGGAGACUUGCUUUUUACACCAACUGCUUUUUCAAAGGCAAGAUCAUUGGACCUUAAAGGUUUCUAUGGUUCAUCUAAUCCAUGGAUAUGUGAUUGUAAAUUGGCCUGGCUUCGAGAUUGGUCCAAACAAUUGAUGAAGGAAUCGUUUGAAUUGAUGGUUGAAUCUCAUUCAUUAAUACCUGAUCACAAUCACAAUGACAGUUUGGUUGCCAUUGAAGACAGAUAUCAUCAAGUAAUGUCAAUGUUGGCUGAUUUAAGGUCAACCCAAUGUGCUAAUUUGGGUAAAUCAAUGUUAAAAGCUUUCACAGAGGAACUCAGAGGUUGCCGCAGAGGACGAAGUUUAUCAAUUAAUUUAAAAUCAUCUUAUGCUCAAAUUUAUUUAACCAUUGUAAUCAAUUAUGCUCUCUCCUCACUAUUAUCAACAGUGUUAACUAAGUGAAAUUAAUAAAUUAUCAAAUGAACCAACAAAACCAUCAAAUGGAUAGGAAACAAGGAAAAACCCAAAAGCAAUGGAAUACAAGAAAAUUGAAACAAAUUCAAAUCGUAACAGUUUAAAAUUAGUGAUUAAAUGCAAACUCAAUUGGACUCAAUGGGACUCAAUAUGAUAUUUAACAAUAGAGAUUCAAAGGUUGGAAAUAUUGGCAAAUCAAAUCUAAUUUUAAUCUUCACAUUCAUUGUCAAUUUUGACCUGAACUGGAAUCACCCAAAUCAACUUUUCACAUUCACAAUAAUUAUACAUUCAAAAACUCACCUUGGACCUGGCUUUCAAUUUACCCAAAUAUUUGCUCUAAUAUAAUAAUUGCCAAUUUUAAUCUCAAUGGCCUAAGGUCAUCAUCAUCUUCAACUUGUCACUGCCUCAAUAUAAAUUAUCAAGCGUUAGGUACAAUAAUGUUCAAUUGUUUCUUUUAAAAUUACAAUUCUAGUUCAUUUUCGUUUUAUUUAUUUCAUUCUGUCUUUUCUCAACUCUUUACUUUUCAUUGAUUCCGUCCAUGCAACAAAUAUAAAAUUAUAAAUCAGUGAUUUAAUGGAGCCCAUUUCAAUGUACUGUUGACAAUUUGAACAUUGAUAAAUGUUAUAAAAUUGCUAAACUGUAAGAAAUAAAAGAAGCUU